Messenger RNA from Felis catus (domestic cat), 411 nucleotides. Its product is annotated as histone H2B type 1-K-like. The record is from RefSeq and is a predicted model, not a curated record. Lineage: Eukaryota; Metazoa; Chordata; Mammalia; Carnivora; Felidae. Bases 16 to 396 code for a protein of 126 amino acids. The transcript has a single exon. Gene Ontology annotation, cellular component: nucleosome. Gene Ontology annotation, molecular function: protein heterodimerization activity; structural constituent of chromatin; DNA binding.
GAGUUUUUCAUCGUCAUGCCUGAGCCAGCGAAGUCCGCCCCGGCCCCGAAGAAGGGCUCGAAGAAGGCGGUGACCAAGGCGCAGAAGAAGGACGGCAAGAAGCGCAAGCGCAGCCGCAAGGAGAGCUACUCGGUGUACGUGUACAAGGUGCUGAAGCAGGUGCACCCCGACACCGGCAUCUCGUCCAAGGCCAUGGGCAUCAUGAACUCGUUCGUCAACGACAUCUUCGAGCGCAUCGCGGGCGAGGCGUCGCGCCUGGCGCAUUACAACAAGCGCUCGACCAUCACGUCCCGGGAGAUCCAGACGGCCGUGCGCCUGCUGCUGCCCGGGGAGCUGGCCAAGCACGCCGUGUCCGAGGGCACCAAGGCCGUCACCAAGUGCACCAGCGCCAAGUAAUCCUGACAAAAUGUC